AUGGCUGGUGUUGCAAUGUGGACAAUUGCUAUUCCACCAAAUGUUAUUAAAUCGCGUCUUCAAUUUCCUCCUUCUGGUCAAUAUAAAGUUUUUAUGGAUGUGUUACGUCACUUGCUUAAGACAGAUGGACCAUCCGCUUUAUUUAAGGAUCUUGGUCCUGCAUUAUUAAGAGCUUUUCCUGUAAAUGCUGUGACUUUUCUGGGAUACGAAGCUGGCUUAAAAUCGGUUUCACAAUUGUUUCACAAGUAUUGGCAUAUGGUAUAUCUUGGUGAUGGUUCUGUUCUUUGUCUCACUACCCUGUCUUUUCAAGCCAUACUUGAAAGCAAAGCGAAGCAUCUGUUCUAUCCGUCGAAGUUAAAACCCACCUUCCGUCCUAGCCCUUUAGUGGACCUAUUGCCUACAGUCCGUCUAGUCCUAACAGGCAUUUAUAUUAGAAUUCAAAGUUUGCCCUUCACCAGUGUCCAGCUUGUUGGAGGUGUGAAGUGA
Messenger RNA from Dentiscutata heterogama, 486 nucleotides. Lineage: Eukaryota; Fungi; Glomeromycota; Glomeromycetes; Diversisporales; Gigasporaceae. The record is from the annotation of a GenBank genome assembly.